Molecule: messenger RNA, 2241 nt
Organism: Spathaspora passalidarum NRRL Y-27907
Lineage: Eukaryota; Fungi; Ascomycota; Pichiomycetes; Serinales; Debaryomycetaceae
Exons: 1
Coding region: 230-2191 (653 amino acids)
Source: RefSeq, a predicted model, not a curated record
ACCAUUGCGGUUUAUUUCAUUGAUUAGACAAAUCCUGGAGGAGGAUGAAGAGGAAGAACAAAGAUCGGAUGGAGAAAGUUCAAUCGAUGAACAGACGAGAAUUGAUUUUCUUGGCAAUGAACCUGAUGAUGACAUCGAUGCUGAUUUAUUUUAUACUAUACGAAGAGACAGUUUUAAUGAUCACAUUGAAGAGCGGGAGUAUUUGGAUGAAAGGGCUGAACCGCAAGUUAUGCAGAUUGACCGCGACUAUGAAUAUGUUCUUAUAAAAGAGGGCCAGCAGCAAGCCACUACUGAACAUAUUAACUUCUUUAAGUACGAAUUUCAGCCUGAAUAUAUCAGAGAUAAAGAUCCAACUCAACCAAGCUAUGGGGUCAAACUGAACAAUAUCAAUUUCUCGACAAUUGAAAGUUCAGACCCUUCUACUUUAGUUCAAAAUGCUCCAGCGGAAAAGUUUUACAAUGCAUUGAAUUUGAAAUAUUUAGGUAUAAAGAAACUAUACACGGUUGAAAUUAUGUCCAAAUACAAGAAUAACUUAACAUCAAUAAUCAAAGAUGGCCAUACUGGUUAUGAAUAUCUUGUAGCUGGCUCAAAUUCUGAGUUGGUUAUAUUUCAGUUCGAUCAUGUUAGUCAAUUGCCCGAUAAACGUGCAGUUAUACUAUUUGAUACCAAACCUUCAUACACGUCAAGUACCGAUAGAUUAAUAUCAACAUGGCCAUAUUUUCCUCAUAGUUUAAAUUUCAUCAAGACUUUUGACAAUUUUAAUGGGAAACAAAUUCUAAGUGCAUGUUCUGAUGACGGAACCUUGCUAAUAUGGUAUACCGAUACAAUUAUUGCAUAUAUCAACAAAUUCAAAGAUGUGAAAUCGGUUGAUUUGGAUGAUACAUAUCGAGAUGAGAACCGAUUCCAUGGGCUAAAAGUUAAACCUGAUUUCAAGAUAAAAAUGGAGGCAAGUCUUUGGGGAUUGGAUUUUAUAAAUUAUAAAGAUGAGCAAGGGGAAUCUCAUAAUUUAAUUGUUGCCUCGGAUAAUUCUCAAAGUAUUGGUUUGUUUUAUUAUCAUGCACAAGAUGAAAGGCUUUACCAUGUCAAGAGUCAUCAUAUUUUGCAUAAUAUACCAGAGGUAUCAUUUGUCGAUGUGAAAUUUGAUGGUACAACCCAUAUAGUUGAUGUAGCGUGCGCCCUGAUAUCAGGUGAACUAAUUGUUUUCGAAUUUAUGUUUAAACUUUGUCAUGGACCCCUUGACCAGGACGAAUUUGAAUAUUUCAAGAAUGAGCAGUUAUAUUAUGUUGACUCAAAGAUGGAGCAAUUGGAGAAUAGAAACGGGAUUGAUCCGGAUAGUUUACAAUUUCAACACCUAAAGUCGAAACGGUUUAAUCGAAUUAUAUGGUCGACUCCAACAGUUAUUUCCAGGUGUGUGCUAAAUGAAGAUUGUUGGACUAUUAAACCAGUGGACAAGAAAUGGUUUUUGCCCGUUGUUUCAUUUGCUGCUGUAUUUGGUGACGAAUCGAUUAAUGAACACCAACAAAACAACAACAUACUGCAUGAAUCGAAGCUAUUGGGAACAUCUUACGAUGGUACAUUAUCUAGUAAUUUAGGCAUCGCAUCCAACUUUCAAUUCUUUGAAAGUAAAGUGGCCAGUCUUGCACCCAAGCCACCACAUGAUGUUUCAGUUGAUUCGGUUAAGCUAACAUUGAUUGACGAUGAAUAUCGAAGAAUUCAUAAAGAAUAUGUCUCCAAGCAACCACCUAAUAAGUUCCUUGUAAUUUCCACCAGUAAGAAAUUAGGAAUGUUGCAUUACCCUUCGCUAUAUUGUAAUUGUGCAACUAGGAGAAUAUUCGACUUGCCCAUUCCAUUUCAUGAACGGAGUAAAUUCUCCAAUCGAAUUUCAAUCACGGAGGUUAUUCCUAAGUUGCUGUGUUUGAUAGCUGUUUCUCAGCAAGGAUUAGUCACUAUUAUGAGGUUAUGUUGUCAUAAUGGAGUUUAUGGUAUGAGACAAGAAUAUUUAUUUCCUAAUGCAUUAAGUCUUGCAUUGGGGUAUCAUGGAUAUAGAACAAUUACGGGGUUGGCUAUCAGAGAUAAAUCUUUGGGAAGCACCCCUAGAUUUUUAAUUUAUUUAAGCUAUAGUGAUGGGAUUAUUGUUGGGUAUCAAUUGACUUUGAAUGAUAUUGAUGAUAUUGACAUAGAGGUUAUAUAAAUAGUGAUAAAUAUGGGAACUUUUAAUAAUUAUAUUAUAGAAUUUUGGUA